AUGUCAUCUCGAGCUCUUCGUAAAAUACCAUCGCUAUACUCGAUACGUCCAAUCUGUUAUUCAUCAAGUAGAAAUCAUGUCACCACACCUGUCAAACAACCGCUCAGUCACCCAAUUGAGACUGAUUCCAGUCAACCCAAAACACACUUUGGUUAUAAGGAAGUACCUGAAUCAGCAAAGAGCACGCUCGUAGUGAAAGAAGUCUUUAGCUCGGUUGCAUCGUCGUAUGACAUCAUGAAUGAUGCAAUGUCAUUAGGUAUUCAUCGAUUAUGGAAGGAUCAUUUUGUCAAAAGUCUCGAUCCACAUGGACCUUUGAAUUGUUUAGAUGUUGCAGGUGGAACUGCAGAUAUUGCACUUAGAAUCUUGGACCAUGCUCGAUUGGUUCAUUCGAAUCGAGAAACCAACGUCACUAUCCUAGAUAUCAAUCCAGAAAUGUUAAUCGAAGGACAAAAGAAAGUCAAUCGAACCAUGUAUUACGGUGGUAAUCAAGUUUCAUUCAAAUUAGGAGACGCUCAAGAUCUCUUAGGUAGCGCUGGUAUACCUGAUGAUUCUAUGGAUCUUUAUACCAUCGCUUUUGGGAUUAGAAAUUGUACCAAGAUUGAAGAUGUGUUAAAAGAAGCUUAUCGUGUACUCAGAAAAGGUGGAAGAUUCAGCUGCUUAGAAUUCGGCAAGGUUGGGAACCCAGCUCUAGCCAGUCUAUAUGAAACCUACAGUUUCAAUGUGAUUCCUAAUCUCGGUCACAUUCUUGCGGGCGAUCGGGAUUCAUAUCAAUAUUUGGUCGAAUCAAUAAGAAAAUUUCCAACUCAAACUAAAUUUGCUCAAAUGAUAGAAGAUGCCGGCUUUCAAGUAUCAAGUCGAAAAAGAUGGGAGGAUCUCAGCUUUGGUGUUGCUUCGAUUCAUAAUGGAAUCAAAGUUUAA
Molecule: messenger RNA, 918 nt
Organism: Melampsora larici-populina 98AG31
Lineage: Eukaryota; Fungi; Basidiomycota; Pucciniomycetes; Pucciniales; Melampsoraceae
Exons: 4
Coding region: 1-918 (305 amino acids)
Biological process (GO): ubiquinone biosynthetic process
Molecular function (GO): methyltransferase activity
Source: RefSeq, a predicted model, not a curated record